UGAAUUCUAAACAACCGGAUUGACAUUUUAAGUAAAAGAACUUAAAUAGAAAAAUGCCUUUACGAAUGUGUAAUUAUACCUUAGUAGAAAGAUUAAAUUAAAAAGGACUACUACUCUGAGAGCUUGGAGACAUGAUAUUUAAUUAUUAAUCGAACGCGAAUAUGACAAUCGUAAAAAAAUAAAUAAGCACAAAAUCAUUCAUCGUUUUUAACUAGGAUAUCUGUUCGACAAUAAAAUAUAAAACGUGGUAGUCUAGUAACUGGUCACAACUUAAAAAAAAACGCGCAUUCCAGCGUAUUAUAAAAGCUUGACAAAAAUAAUUAUAUAUGGAUUAUGUUAACAUUGUGAGUGGUUUUAACUUCACCAAUGUCCCAUUAGGAGUCAUGACAUGACAGGUAGUAAAGCCCGUGCUUUUACUACCUGACAUUGCGCAGCCAACAAGAAUAUGGGCGACAGUCUACUCUGGGUGCCGCUCUUCUGUUUAAAUCUGUUACUUGGAAAUUCAUAUAAAUUUUUAGAUAGAAGCAUAGAGUGAUUUUAAGAUUUGAGUCUUGUUUGUAUGUUAGUGAUCUUGACCUUAUCGAAAGACGGCUUAUUUCCUUCGUACUUAUAAAAGAACGAUAGCAAAUGGAUAAAUAAGAGGACUUGGAUGUUUUUCCAUGGUGGACACUGUGAACGUAUUUUGUGGACUAGUUGGGUUGCAUACACUGUUACUGAGUUUACAUUCUCAUGUCUGGCCUGGUUUGCAAUUUGUUUCAUAUAUGAGGCUCUUAAAUUUUACCGUGAAUAUUUACUCAUCAAAGCUGCAAAAGCUGCGUCGCAACCUAUGUCUUCAGAACAUAACAGUGGUUCUUGUACACCAUUAGCAGAAAUAAGAAGGAAAAAUUAUUGGCAAAUAAUAACAGAUCCGGCACAUCUGUUACAGACUGUUCUAAACUUCUUUCAAGUCAUUAUAUCAUAUCUGAUAAUGUUGGUUUUCAUGAACUACAAUUAUUGGUUAUGCUUGUCAGUCUUUUUGGGUUUAACAUGUGGUUACUUCUUCUUUGGUUGGAUCAAAAAAGGCGUUGAAAAGGAUUGCUGUCAUUGAAAUAAAAAAGUAAAAUUGUAUUUCAUUAAUUAAGAAUAAUACUAAUUAUCUGUAACUAUUACAUAUGCAAUAGUAAAAAUAUCAAAAUUUAUUUUAUAGUAAUUAGAAAAAAAAAUAAGAUAACAGUUAUUAAUUUUUUUUUCAUAAAUUAUUUAAUCUUCAA
Messenger RNA from Teleopsis dalmanni, 1250 nucleotides. Its product is annotated as high affinity copper uptake protein 1-like. Gene Ontology annotation, cellular component: membrane. Gene Ontology annotation, biological process: copper ion transmembrane transport. Bases 650 to 1087 code for a protein of 145 amino acids. Gene Ontology annotation, molecular function: copper ion transmembrane transporter activity. Lineage: Eukaryota; Metazoa; Arthropoda; Insecta; Diptera; Diopsidae. The transcript has 2 exons. The record is from RefSeq and is a predicted model, not a curated record.